AUGACAGGAGUAUCUGAGGUAGCUCCCAAGCCUAUUGUUGUUGAAGAUGGUGUUCCCGUUGAUUCUAGCGUUCUAGAUGAUGAUUCUAAUGAUUAUUUCAAAGUACUUGGAAUACCGAUAAAGAAAAGGACACCUUUUAAUUUAUUAAGAUUUGUUCAAAAAUAUUCUACCUGGCCAAUGUCAGUUUACUUUCCAUUACAUGCUAUUAAUGUAUUGAUUGUUCCUGCUGUUUCGGUUACUGAUGUUCCCAAUGAAGUUUUGAUGAUGGUAAGAGAAUUACUCCCACCUUCUUAUAUUACCACCAAUAUUUUAGUAGGAACACUUUCUUUACACUUAGCUGCAGGUGUCAUGAUGAGAUUUCUGAGAUUGUGGAAUACUAAAGGUUCCAAUAACUCUAGUAAGUUAAGUCAAGGAAAUUCAAAUGAUGUGGGGUUCUUUAAAGGGCUAUUGACGCAAAAGUUCAUAGGGAUUAGGAGUUCCAUUAAGAAAACAUCACCACAAGUGCUUUCUGGUUAUAUAUUGACCCCAUUACUUGCUUACCAUUUGUUUGUAAUGGUAUAUGGCCCAAGAUUGGCUGAUUUUGAAGUUGACUUUUCUUAUGUCAAGUGGUUAUUACAACAGCACGAUUCAAUGAUAAAAUGGAUAGGCGGUAUUAUCCCACUGAUUAUGUUGAUAGGUUCAGGAACAUUCCAUAUCUCAACGGGAGCUAUUCAAUUCUUAUCAUUGAAGAGCAAAACAAUCAAGAGAUCUAUUUCUAAUGGUUCAAAAUUUUUAAUUGCCGCAGGGGUGAUUAGUGUAAUCAGAUUAGCAACAUGCUCAUUUGAUUCAUUUAAUGUGUCACAAUAUACAAAAGUGUUUGGCUACUUACGCUUUUAA
Molecule: messenger RNA, 876 nt
Organism: Vanderwaltozyma polyspora DSM 70294
Lineage: Eukaryota; Fungi; Ascomycota; Saccharomycetes; Saccharomycetales; Saccharomycetaceae
Gene: MCP1
Product: Mcp1p
Exons: 1
Coding region: 1-876 (291 amino acids)
Biological process (GO): lipid homeostasis; mitochondrion organization
Cellular component (GO): mitochondrial outer membrane
Source: RefSeq, a predicted model, not a curated record